Molecule: messenger RNA, 1287 nt
Organism: Hydra vulgaris (swiftwater hydra)
Lineage: Eukaryota; Metazoa; Cnidaria; Hydrozoa; Anthoathecata; Hydridae
Cellular component (GO): nucleus
Molecular function (GO): DNA binding
Source: RefSeq, a predicted model, not a curated record
AUGGUACGAAAUUUUAAAAGAAAAACUAAUAGAGGUUAUACUUCUGGAGAUGUCAUAAUGUGUGCUGUUAAAGAUGUAAAUAUUAAUAACAUUUCUAUUAGAUCAGCAGCAAAAAACCAUGGCAUUAAUGAAAAAGUAGAAAAAGAACUGGUCACCUACCUGUUGCGAGCAGCAGAUAUAUAUUUUGGUUUAACUCCUACCGAAGUAAAAAAGCUUGCUUUCCAGCUAGCAAUUAAAAAUAAUAUUAAGGUUCCCAAUUCUUGGGUUGUAAAGGAACAAGCUGGUAAGGAUUGGUUUACAGGAUUUAUAAAGCGCCAUUCAAAUAUUUCCAUUAGGCAACCUGAAGCUACUAGUUUAAGUCGAGCGACAAGUUUCAAUAAGCAGAAUGUUGCAUCAUUUUUUAGCAAUUUGCAGCACUGUAUGCAAAAAUAUUCGUUCUCACCAAAUGACAUUUGGAACAUGGACGAAACUGCUGUAACUAUUGUACAGCAACUUAAAAAGGUUAUUGCGAAAAAAGGAUUAAAACAAGUAGGAGCCAUCACGUCAGCUGAAAGAGGAACUCUUGUAACAUUAGCAUGCACAAUAAAUGCUAUUGGAAAUAGUAUUCCACCCUUUUUUAUUUUUCCUCGUAAAAACUUUAAAGAUCGUUUCCUAUUCAGUGCACCAACAGCAAGUGCAGGAGAUACAAAUCCAAGUGGUUGGAUGAAAGAAGAAAACUUUGCUGUAUCUCCCCACAAUAUUUUAAGUGGUCUUUCUGCAACAGGUAUUUACCCGUUAAAUCCUGAUGUGUUUACUGAAAAUGAUUACUGUCCUAACUAUGUAACUGAUCGCCCUGACCCACCUUGUUCACAGGCUGAUUCAAAUAAAAAAGACUAUGGGCAUAAAACGCAUACAAAAAGGAUUAGCUUGUUAGAUUUUUCAAAGGAAAAUGAAAUAGUUAUUAUAGCUUUACCACCUCAUACUUCUUCCAAGUUGCAGCCAUUUAAUCAAAGCUUUUGGAAACGGCUUAAAACUUUUUUCAAUAUAGAAUUUGGAUUAUGGUUGUAUGAGCAUACUGGACAAGAAAUAACAAAUGAUCAAUUUGGAGGUAUAUUCUCCAAAGCUUAUCAUAAAGUUGUCACUAUAGAAGUUGUCUGUUCUGGCGUUUUUACAUCUGGAAUUUAUCCAUUGUGUCGAGAUAUAAUUCCAGACAUUGAGUUUAAUAAUGAUAAAAGCUCUCAUGCCAACUUACAUAAACCUGAUAAAAUUAACUCACAAGUUAAUUCAAGCGCCUUAUUACGAUUGUAG